CGCAGUCUUGAUGGGGAUGCGGAGAUCUUGUAUGGCGGGAACGAGGAUGACUGGGUGGACGACGUGGGGAAGUUGACGGAGAAGGGGAUGGAGGCGUUCCUCCAGAAUGUCGCGCCUGUCCGGCAGACCCUAGCCAAGCUUCGCAACAUUGCCGUAAAGAUCAAGGGGUCCCCGACCGUCUUGAUGCCUGCGUGGAACAAGCUGUUAGCGCAACUCGGGCUCAAAGCACGGGUCAUCCCUAUCGACGUCCGCACUCGAUGGAACUCUACACUCACCUUGGUUGAUACAGCUGUUGAGAUGCGCACACCC
Epithele typhae is the source of this 309-nucleotide messenger RNA. RefSeq lists its product as uncharacterized. The record is from RefSeq and is a predicted model, not a curated record. The annotation marks the transcript as partial. Lineage: Eukaryota; Fungi; Basidiomycota; Agaricomycetes; Polyporales; Epitheliaceae. The transcript has 2 exons.